GCUAGUGAACUCCAUUUCCCACAAUCCGUUGCGGCAUCACUUCUGUCGCCUUGGUUAUGAGAAGGAGGCCGCCGACAACACGCACAUUCUCAUUCUCAAUCAGUGCUCGCAGUCGCGGUGGUCCCACAAUGCAAGGAGACGGCAGCCAGUGGGAGGUGAGUGACCAGACCAGACUGUGUCGCUUCCUCUGCUACGGCUCAGACCAGAUGACCUACGCUACCAGAGACCAGGCAGGUCCGGGCAUGGAGCGUGUGGGAUCCCUGCUCUCCAUGCUCCAGGAGGGCCAAGGCGUCCUGGUGGUGGAGACCAUCCAGAAGUUUGCUCAGGAAGGACAAGCGGUCCGAGUGGAGCCCUGCAUUUUUGCCUUGGCGUUGUGCUCGCAACACUCUGAGCUGAAGACCAGACAGGCGGCCUUCAAGGCGCUGAAGGAGGUUUGCCCGCGGCCCGCCCAUCUUUUCUCUUUCAUCCAGUACAAGAAAGAACUGAAGGAAGACAUGAAGUGUGGAAUGUGGGGACGGGCCCUCAGAAAAGCCGUGUCCGACUGGUACAGCAAGCAGGAUGCUCUGGGUCUGGCUGCGGCCGUCAGCACAUGUAAACAAAGACAGGGUUGGUCACACCAGGACUUACUCAGGCUCUCCCACACCAAACCAGCCGAUGAAGCUAUUGCCCUGAUCUGCCAGUAUGUAACCAAGGAAUGGAAAGAUGUCCAAGUGGCGUACGCCGACAGAGACAACUCGGAUGAGGUAUCCAAGGUGCUGUCCUAUCUGGAAGUGGUGGAGAAGGCCAGGCACAGUUGUGACGAAACCGAGGUCAUUACUUUGAUUGAGGAACACAACUUGGAGAGAGAGCAGCUUCUUACAGACCACCUCAAGUCCAAAUCGGUGUGGAGAGCGUUGCUAAAGGAAAUGCCUCUCCAGUCAGCACUAAAGAUCCUGGGGAAAAUGACAUUCAAAAAGGUGCUUCAGCCUGGUAGUUCGGAAACCGAAGCGCUGUGUGAGAGAAUCCGCAGCGAGGCAGCGCUAAAAAAGGCAAAAGUGCACCCAUUUAGCAUCCAGUUGGCUGCUGAAAACUACAAACGAGGCCAAGGCUAUGAGGGGAAAAGUAAAUGGGAAGCAGACGCCGACAUCCUCAAAGCCCUGGACUUUGCUUUUUACAAGAGUUUCUUUAAUGUGGAGCGAGUGGGAAAAAGGUUCAUUGUGGCCGUGGAUGUGAGCACGUCCCUGACCAGUAUGGUCCCAGGGACAUCAGUCAGCACUGCAGUCGCGGCCGCACUGGUUGCAAUGGUGUUUGCCAGAACAGAGAAGGGCACGCGUGUGCUGGCAUACUCUGAAGGAGCUUUGAAGCCGUGCGCCGUGUCAGCCGACAUGACCCUCGCACAAAUGACCGAUAAUCUCAUAAAGAUCCCCGGAAAGAGCACUGAUUGCACUCUUCCAAUCACAUGGGCCAUCAAGAAAGGCACACCUGCAGACGUCUUCAUCAUUCUCACCAACAACGCUUUGUCGCCUCACUCCGCCAACCCAGUGGCCACGCUAAAGAAGCACCGAGAAAAAUUAAGGUGCCAGUCCAAGUUGGUGAUUUGCGGGCUGACCUCAGGUGGGGGAACCCUGGGGGACCCGGGGGACAAAGGUGUACUGAACAUCAGCGGCUUUGAUCUCGGAGCCUUUACCGUCAUCCGUAACUUUGCCAACAACCUGGUGUAGAAGUGGUGCCAAACAUGGAAUUGUAUCGUUUUGUCUGCAAAAUGAAGGCUCAAUUGGCUCAGACUAGAACGUAGAGUGCAACUAAUCAAAGAACAUGAAGUGUCCAGCAGGCUGGGAGUCACGAAAAUGUGCUCUUAGGCGAUGGUUUCAUACCGGGCUGGCAAAGCAAUCAAUGAAUUCAACUGGUUGUUGAAGAGGUGAAUGCUAGCUUGACUGGCUGCAGUUACACUUGAGGACAGAAUUAAAAUGACAUUUGUGUUCAAGUAUCUUCCAAAUAGGUUGUCCAUGCAGCUUUUCCUCUAAUAUUUACUUUGCAAACACAAACAACCACUUGAUAGAAGUACCAGGACCGAAAUGAUUAGCCCUCUUGAUGCUAACAGGCAGCUGUGUCAUUUUCGCUAGUGUUAGUUUUCCACUAGUCCCACUAACAUCUCCUCAGCAACCCCAGCCCAUUCCUCUGUGGCAAACCUCUCAAGUGCCCCCACAUUGGAUGGUCUUCUGCCAUGGACCUGGGUCUGCAAUUCUCCCCAAAACAUUCUUCAUGGGAUUAGUGCAGAACAUUGACUUUGACCCCCUGGUGGUAGUUCUUCACCAGGAGUGACGUAGGCUUUGAUUUGUUAACAUGUUGGAAGACUUUAAGGUUUUACUACUUACGUAUAAAAUACUACACGGUCUAGCUCCAGCCUAUCUUGCCGAUUGUAUUGUACCAUAUGUCCCGGCAAGAAAUCUGCGUUCAAAAGACUCCGGCUUAUUAGUGAUUCCUAGAGCCCAAAAAAAGUCUGCGGGCUAUAGAGCGUUUUCCGUUCGGGCUCCAGUACUCUGGAAUGCCCUCCCGGUAACAGUUCGAGCUGCUACCUCAGUAGAAGCAUUUAAGUCUCACCUUAAAACUCAUUUGUAUACUCUAGCCUUUAAAUAGACCUCCUUUUUAGACCAGUUGAUCUGCCGCUUCUUUUCUUUCUCCUAUGUCCCCCCCCUCCCUUGUGGAGGGGGUCCGGUCCGAUGACCAUGGAUGAAGUACUGGCUGUCCAGAGUCGAGACCCAGGAUGGACCGCUCGUCUGUAUCGAUUGGGGACAUCUCUACGCUGCUGAUCCGCCUCCGCUUGAGAUGGUCUCCUGUGGACGGGACUCUCGCUGCUGUCUUGGAUCCGCUUUGAACUGAACUCUCGCGGCUGUGUUGGAGCCACUUUGGAUUGAACUUUCACAGCAUCAUGUUAGACCCGCUCGACAUCCAUUGCUUUCGGUCCCCUAGAGGGGGGGGGGGGGUUGCCCACAUCUGAGGUCCUCUCCAAGGUUUCUCAUAGUCAGCAUUGUCACUGGCGUCCCACUGGAUGUGAAUUCUCCCUGCCCACUGGGUGUGAGUUUUCCUUGCCCUUUUGUGGGUUCUUCCGAGGAUGUUGUAGUCGUAAUGAUUUGUGCAGUCCUUUGAGACAUUUGUGAUUUGGGGCUAUAUAAAUAAACAUUGAUUGAUUGAUUUAUUGACUAAGCCGUGUGUGACCCAGAUCCAGUUUUGCUGCUGACUGCAUGAGGUUUUGAACCGAUGGCUUGUACAGUCCAGGUAGAGAACGACACUUGGUCCCGGGUGGAGGAGUUGAAGUAUCUCGGGGUCUUGUUCACGAGUCAGGAAAAGAUGGGGAAGGAAAUCAGCCGGAGCAGCUGGGGCAGUAUUGCGGUCUCUCUGCCGCACUGUUGUGACGCAACAAGAACUGAGCCAGAAGGCAAAUCUUUCGGUCUACCGAGCUAUAUGCUUUCCUACUCCCACCUGUGGUCAUGAAGUGUGGGUCAUGACCGAAAAAAUAAGAUCACAGAUACAAGCGGCCGAAAUGAAUUUCCUUCAGACGGGUGGCUGGCAUCUCCCUUAGAGAUAGGGUGAGAAGUUGAGUCACCCGAGAGAGACUCUGAGUAGAGACACUGCUCCUUCGCUUGGAAAGGAGCCAGCUUAGGUGGUUGGGGCAUCUUGUGCAGAUGCCUCACAAGCGUCUCCCUAGGGAGGUCCUCCUUGCACGUCCCCCUGGAAGGAGACCCCGGGGCAGGCCAAGGACCAGAUGGGGGGGGGGGGUUUACAUCUCCUCUCUGGCCUGGGUAUGCUUUGGGAUUCCCCAGGAUAGAAGUUGCUAAUGUUGCUCUGGAGAGGGAAGUCUGGGGGUCUCUGCUGGAGCUGUUGUCCCUGCCCCCCCAUUUGAAGAUGGAUGGAUUUCUUGCCAAUAUUUUUCUUUAAGACUCUUUACACCUUGACUAGAUUCCUACUUCCAAAUGCACUGAAGCAACCCCACAGCAUGAUGCUCACACCACCAUGUUUCACUGUGUGGACCGUGGUCUUUAACUUGUACCCUUCUUUUUACAAACAUAGGCGGUGUCUUCAUGGCCAAAGAACUGUAGUUUAAAUAGACUCCCUUUUUAGACCAGUUGAUCUGCCGUUUCUUUUCUUUUUCUCCUAUGUCCCACUCUCCCUUGUGGAGGGGGUCCGGUCCGAUCCGAUAGCCAUGUACUGCUCGCCUGUGUAUCGGCUGGGGACAUCUCUGCGCUGCUGAUCCGCCUCCGCUUGGGAUGUUUUCCUGCUGGCUCCGCUGUGAACGGGACUCUCGCGACUGUGUUGGAUCUGCUUUGGACUGGACUCUCGCGACUGUGUUGGAUCCACUAUGGAUUGAACUUUCACAGUAUCAUGUUAGACCCGCUCGACAUCCAUUGCUUAUCCCCUCUCCAAGGUUCUCAUAGUCAUCAUUGUCACCGACGUCCCUCUGGGUGUGAGUUUUCCUUGCCCUUAUGUGGGCCUACCGAGGAUGUUGUAGUGGUUUGUGCAGCCCUUUGAGACAUUAGUGAUUUAGGGCUAUAUAAGUAAACAUUGAUUGAUUGAUAGUUUAGUUCCAUCUGAGCAAAGGACACACUUAUCAGUUUGCAUGGCCUAUCUCUAGUUUGUCCUUGGCAUACUUCAGUCCGGCUCCAAUGUGUCUCUUUUGCAAGAAGUGGACUUUACCUUGAUCUGCAGUCCAAUCCUGUUUGGGGCUGCAGUGAUUGACUUCUUUUGAGACUACAGUUCAAGACUUGGCCAAGUCAUUCGCUGGUGUCUUGGCACUUUUUCUGGGGUCUUAGACUGAUCUUUCACUAGCUUUGUUUAUCAGAAUCUGUGAAGUCUUUCGUGUCCUCUGCCAGGCAGUCUUUGAAUUUCUUGAUCCUUUCCAAGACACUAACUAACUUUGUGUAUCCAUCUCCUGCUUUGUGGUCGUGUCUCUUUUGCAAGAAGUGGACUUUACCUUGAUCUGCAGUCCAAUCCUGUUUGGGGCUGCAGUGAUUGACUUCUUUUGAGACUACAGUUCAAGACUUGGCCAAGUCAUUCGCUGGUGUCUUGGCACUUUUUCUGGGGUCUUAGACUGAUCUUUCACUAGCUUUGUUUAUCAGAAUCUGUGAAGUCUUUCGUGUCCUCUGCCAGGCAGUCUUUGAAUUUCUUGAUCCUUUCCAAGACACUAACUAACUUUGUGUAUCCAUCUCCUGCUUUGUGGUCGUGUCUCUUUUGCAAGAAGUGGACUUUACCUUGAUCUGCAGUAUUGAUUGACUUCUUUUGAGACUACAGUUCAAGACUUGGCCAAGUCAUUCACUGGUGUCUUGGCACUUGUUCUGGGGUCUUAGACUGAUCUUUCACUAGCUUUGUUUAUCAGAAUCUGUGAAGUCCUUUGUGUCCUCUGCCAGGCAGUCUUUGAAUUUCUUGAUACUUUCCAAGACACUAACUAACUUUGUGUAUCCAUCUCCUGCUUUGUGGUCGUGUCUCUUUUGCAAGAAGCGGACUUUACCUUGAUCUGCAGUCCAAUCCUGUUUGGGGCUGUAGUGAUUGACUUCUUUUGAGACUACAGUUCAAGACUUGGCCAAGUCAUUCGCUGGUGUCUUGGCACUUGUUCUGGGGUCUUAGACUUAUCUUUCACUAGCUUUGUUUACCAGAAUCUGAAGUCUUUCGUGUCCUCUGCCAGGCAGUCUUUGAAUUUCUUGAUACUUUUCAAGACACUAACUUUGUGUAUCCAUCUCCUGCUUUGUGGUCAUCAAUGUUAAGUUGUUGUUUUUUAAGUCUAAACUGAUUUAUUUAGUUUUCGGCAUGAUGCUUUCAGUGUCAACCAUCUUCUUCACUGCCCUACAGAGUCUUGUGUUCAUUGUUUGGAUUCCAACACUUGACUGCUGGGAGUUUUGAAGGGGGGGCUAAUCAUUUUGACUCUUGUCAUGUUUUUGUGAAGUAACUUGGAUCCUGUGUACGAAUAAACAGACCGACCCUUGAGGGCUGAUUUAGCGGGUGUGAAGAAAGCGAAAGGGUUUCAUAUAGUUAUCCCACUGAUUUAUAUUUAUUGAAUAUUAGCAUUGUUUGCUCAUUUGAGUUACUGCUUUAAUGACAGUCUGUUUGCUUUCCACCAUGUCGGAUUAACACUAAAAAGCAGUCUGUCCCUUGUCGAAUGUUUCAGGAAAAAUAUAGCCAUGCGUUUUGGAAAGGUCUUUUUUCACUGGUACUAUUUUAAAUAGAAUAAUGUGUUACAUUAGGAAAAGGCCACUUUCUGACACUGUACCACAGUAGUUGUGCUGAAUGGAAAUGUAACUGUGGAGAACAUAUUUAUUGUUACAAUAGUAGACAAAACUGCUUGUAACUUCCGGUAGGAAUGUCAGAGAGACAUGAAACAAAAACCACUAUGUAGGUCUCACUUAGACCUACAUUUGAAGAAUUAACAUACUUUGGCAAAAAAUCAACAGGAAGCUUGAUAUUUUCACUUCAAUACAACAACUGCAUUACUUUCACAAUGCAUUAAAUAGUGCCACCAAGGCGUCUUCAACCGUGGGGCUUGGGGGCAGCAGCCCAAGGCGCGCUCGCACCUUCGCACCCUAAUUUGACCCCCCUUGCCAUAUUUCAAAACUCACCAAAUUUGACACACACAUCGGUAUGGAGCGGCAGACCAACUUAUUAAGCAACCAAACCCCAACAAUGAAAAUUGCGCGCUAGCGCCCCCUAGGAAGAGACAAAAAACAGACCGCUUGUAACUUCCGUUAGGAAUGUCGUAGAGACAUGAAACAAAAACCUCUAUGUAGGUCUGACUUAGACCUACAUUUCCAAUUGGAACCUUCUGUAGCAAAAAUCAACAGGAAGUUGGCAAAAACCCCUUCAAAACAAAAUGUUCACAAAAAAUUCAAUUUUUGUCUCUUUGUACUGAAAUUUGACACCCUUAAAAUGCUUCAAAACUCACCAAAUUUGACACACACAUCGGUAUGGAGCGGCAGACCAACUAAUUGAGCAACCAAACCCCAAAAAUGAAAAUUGUGCGCUAGCGCCCCCUAGGAAGAGACAAAAAACAGACUGCUUGUAACUUCCGUUAGGAAUGUCGUAGAGACAUGAAACAAAAACUUCUAUGUAGGUCUUACUUAGACCUACAUUUCCAAUUGGAACCUUCUAUAGCAAAAAUCAACAAGAAGUUGGCAAAAACCCCUUCAAAACAAAAUUUUCACAAAAAAUUCAAUUUUUGCCUCUUUGAACUGAAAUUUGACCCCCUUAAAAUGCUUCAAAACUCACCAAACUUGGCACACACAUCAGGACUGGCAAAAAUUGCGAUCUAGUGAAAAAACCAAACCUUAAAACUCAAAAUUGCGCUCUAUUGCAAUUUUUGAAUAAAACGCAGAAACAACUGCUCCUAGGAAGAGGAAACAGAUAAAACUGCUUGUAACUUCUGGUAGGAAUGUCGGACAGACAUGAAACAAAAACCUCAAUGUAGGUCUCACUUAGACCUACAUUUUGAUGAUUGGCAUCUUUCGGUUAAAAUCAACAGGAAGUUGGCAAUUACCCCUUCAAAAUAAAAGUUUUGUAAAAAGCCGUCACCUUUUUCCAGACAAAACUGCUUGUAACUUCUGUUAGGAAUGUCGUAGAGACAUGAAACAAAGACCUCUAUGUUGGUCUGACUAAGACCAAGGCUUCAGUCGCGGGGGCAGCAGCCGAAGCGGAGCAGCCAAAGGCGGACCCGACCAACGCUGCUUGCAGCUUUAAUUAUUGUUACAAUAGUAAACAUCAUAUGAUGUUUUUUGGGGACGGGAAUCAGCAACCCCAAGUCCGAGUCCAUGGUUCUCGUCCGGGAAAGGGUGGAGUGCCAUCUCCGGGUUGGGGAGGAGACCCUGCCCCAAGUGGAGAAGUUCAAGUACCUGGUAGUCUUUUUCACCAGUGAGGGAAGAGUGGAUGGUGGCGGUAAUGCGGACGCUGUAUCGAUCCCUUGUGGUGAAGAAGGAGCUGAGCCGGAAGGCAAAGCUCUCAAUUUACCGGUCCAUCUACGUUCCCAUCCUCACCGAUGGUCAUGAGCUUUGGGUUACAACCACAAGGACAAGAUCACGGGUACAAGCGGCCCAAAUGAGUUUGGGUCUCUCCCUUACAGAUAGGGUGAGAAGCUCUGUCAUCCAGAUGAGGUGGUUCGGGCAUCUGGUCAGGAUGCCACCGGAACGACUCCCUAGGGAGAUGUUUAGGGCACGUCCGACGGGUAGGAAGCCACGUGGUAGACCCAGGACACGUUGGGAAGACUGUGUCUCCCGGCUGGCCUGGGAACGCCUCGGGAGGAGCUGGACCAAAUGGCUGUGGAGAGGGAAGUCUGGGCUUCUCUGCUUAGGCUGCUGCCCCCGUGACCCCACCGUGGAUAAGCGGAAGAAGAUGGAUGGCAUCAGAAAUGAGACUUUUGAGUUUUAAUGUAACACAAUGAAAGUGACACAGCCGUUUGAGUCCGGGUUCUAGUGCUGAUAUCAGUCCUGGUUCUAGUGCUAAUAACAGUCCUGGUUCUAGUGCUAAUAAUAGUCCUGGUCCUAGUGCUAAUAACAGUCCUGGUUCUAGUGCUAAUAAUAGUCCUGGUUUUAGUGCUAAUAAUAGUCCUGGUUCUAGUGCUGAUAAUAGUCCUGGUUCUAGUGCUAAUAAUAGUCCUGUUCUAGUGCUAAUAACAGUCCUGGUUCUUGUGCUAAUAAUAGUCCUGGUUCUAGUGCUAAUACUAGUCCUGGUUCUAGUGCUAAUAACAGUCCUGGUUCUAGUGCUAAUAAUAAAAGCCUUGGUUUUAGUGCUAAUAACAGACCUGGUUUUAGUGCUAAUAAUAGUCCUGGUCUAGUGCUAAUAAAAGUCCUGGUUCUAGUGCUAAUAAAAGUCCUGGUUCUAGUGCUAAUAAUAGUCCUGUUUCUAGUGCUAAUAAUAGUCCUGGCACUAGUGCUAAUAAUAGUCCUGGUUCUAGUGCUAAUAACAGUCCUGGUUCUUGUGCUAAUAAUAGUCCUGGUUCUAGUGCUAAUACUAGUCCUGGUUCUAGUGCUAAUAACAGUCCUGGUUCUAGUGCUAAUAAUAAAAGCCUUGGGACUAGUGCUAAUAACAGACCUGGUUUUAGUGCUAAUAAUAGUCCUGGUCUAGUGCUAAUAAAAGUCCUGGUUCUAGUGCUAAUAAAAGUCCUGGUUCUAGUGCUAAUAAUAGUCCUGGUUCUAGUGCUAAUAAUAGUCCUGGCACUAGUGCUAAUAAUAGUCCUGGUUCUAGUGCUAAUAACAGUCCUGGGUCUAGUGCUAAUAACAGUCCUGGGACUAGUGCGAAUAAUAGUCCUGGUUCUAGUGCUAAUAACAGACCUGGUCAUAGUGCUAAUAAUAGUCCUGGUUCUAGUGCUAAUAAUAGUCCUGGUUCUGGUGCUAAUAAUAGUCCUGGUUCUAGUGCUAAUAAUAGUCCUGGUCCUAGUGCUAAUAAUAGUCCUGAUUCUAGUGCUAAUAACAGUCCUGUUUCUAGUGCUAAUAAUAGUCCUGGUCUAGUGCUAAUAAAAGUCCUGGUUCUAGUGCUAAUUAUAGUCCUGGUCUAGUGCUAAUAAAAGUCCUGGGUCUAGUGCUAAUUAUAGUCCUGGUCUAGUGCUAAUAAAUGUCCUGGGUCUAGUGCUAAUUAUAGUCCUGGUUCUAGUGCUAAUAAUAGCCAUGUUACAAAUAUUUGACACAACAUAUAGUUGUUGAAUUCUGCUCAGUUUAUGACUGCACUGUCUGAAGCUGAAUAAAAACACUUAGCUGCU
Molecule: messenger RNA, 9709 nt
Organism: Nerophis ophidion (straightnose pipefish)
Lineage: Eukaryota; Metazoa; Chordata; Actinopteri; Syngnathiformes; Syngnathidae
Product: RNA-binding protein RO60-like
Exons: 9
Coding region: 57-1700 (547 amino acids)
Cellular component (GO): ribonucleoprotein complex
Molecular function (GO): RNA binding
Source: RefSeq, a predicted model, not a curated record